GAGUUCACUCUUGUAUCUUGAGUUUUUACAUAAUUACACCAUUAAUCAUUCACACCAUUGAUCUUCUCUCUCUCGAUUAGUGAACAACUUUUUAAUGCUUUCUACUGAAGUCCUCUCCCUCUCAGAUCCUUCUUAGCUCUUCAGUGUCUUCUUCUCUCCUUCCAAGCCUUUGUUCGAUUACUUGAAUCUUGACUUCAUCCUCUCCAUUUUAUGAUUCACUGGUGGAGGGUUUAGGGUUUUCACCAUCUUUCUUGAAUUCUGGUAUAAAGGAACAAACUUUUUUUGUAGGGAGAGUCAAUCAGACAUGAUUCAGCUACUGUUUCUGGUUCUGUUCGUGGAAGGUGCGAUUGCAUUCUUGCUGCUGAUUAAGAUUGGCCCAUUGAGGGAGCUUGUGAUUAAAAGCCUUGACCAGAUGAAGAUGGGGAAAGGUCCUGCGACUGUGAAAACCAUCGCUGGAACCAUGUCUGUUAUCCUUUUGUCUAAUCUCAUGAGCAUCGUCAAGAUCCAGAACAAAGGUGCAAAGCUCGGGACAAUGUCUCCUAUGGAUCAGGUCCUUUGGAGAACUCACUUGCUUGAAGCUUCUCUGAUGGGAGUCGUGCUUUUUCUAGGCUUCAUAAUUGACAGGAUGCACCACUACCUCAGAAAGCUAAUCAAUCUAAGGGGUAACGUCGGGUCAUCUAAAGAAGAACUUGAACAGCUUCAGAAAGAGAGAAACGAAUUUAAGGAGAAAGAGGACAAAGCGUCCAAGGAAAUCAAGCAGCUGCAAGAAACACUGUCAUCUGUUUCAGAGAGACUUAAGAAAGCAGAGACCGAGUCUAAAGAGAAAGAGAAGAAGCUGGAAACCGCUGAGACACAUGUCACGGCUCUCCAGAAACAGUCUGCAGAGCUGCUUCUGGAGUAUGAUAGAUUGCUGGAAGACAACCAAAAGCUCCAAAGCCAGAUUCUGGGAAAAACGUAAAGCUGAUGUUAAAUUGUUGAGUUUGUCAUUUAACAAGUGUUUUUUUUUCUUCUAAUGUUGUUGACAAUGAUGAAUUGGUGAUUAAGAAGAGAAAGGAUUGCAGUUGCAGUAAGUGUUGCAUCAUUUUUGUUUU
Molecule: messenger RNA, 1091 nt
Organism: Brassica oleracea var. oleracea
Lineage: Eukaryota; Viridiplantae; Streptophyta; Magnoliopsida; Brassicales; Brassicaceae
Exons: 2
Coding region: 305-958 (217 amino acids)
Biological process (GO): endoplasmic reticulum to Golgi vesicle-mediated transport; intracellular protein transport
Cellular component (GO): endoplasmic reticulum; endoplasmic reticulum membrane
Source: RefSeq, a predicted model, not a curated record